AUGGUGGCAGUGGUGAAUGUGGAGCUGGUGGUGGAGAUGAUGGUGGCGAAGGCGAAUGUGGAGGUGGUGGUGGAGGCGAUGGCGGAGGUGGAUGAAGAAGCGGUGGCAGUGGCGAAUGCGAAUGUGGAGGUGGUGGUGGUAGUAGAGGUGGCGGUGGUGAAUGUGGAGCUGGUGGUGGAGAUGAUGGUGGCGAAGGCGAAUGUGGAGGUGGUGGUGGAGGCAGUGGCAGAGGUGGAUGAAGAAGCGGUGGUAGUGGCGAAUGCGAAUGUGGAGCUCAUAUCGCAUUCUAGUUGCAGAGGCCGACAUCGAAUCCAGAGGAGCAAGAUGAGUCGUGGAGCAGGAGGUGCGGGAGCCAAGGGCGGAAAGAAGAAGACAUCGACGUUUGUGAUUGAUUGUGGAAAGCCUGUUGAAGACAAGAUUAUGGAGAUUGCAUCACUUGAGAAGUUUCUUCAGGAGAGAAUCAAGGUUGGCGGCAAGGCCGGUAACCUCGGUGACUCUGUUACCAUUUCACGCGAAAAGAACAAGAUCUCCGUCACCUCCGAUAGCAACUUCUCCAAAAGGUAUCUGAAAUACCUAACGAAGAAAUACUUGAAGAAACACAAUGUGAGAGAUUGGCUCCGAGUGAUUGCAUCCAACAAAGAUCGCAAUGUGUAUGAAUUGAGGUACUUCAACAUUGCUGAGAAUGAGGGUGAAGAGGAAGACUGAGCUGAUCAGACAAGUUGAUUUUGCUUUUAUGUUUGUUUUUUUUUUUUUUUGGCU
Messenger RNA from Lactuca virosa, 759 nucleotides. The record is from the annotation of a GenBank genome assembly. Lineage: Eukaryota; Viridiplantae; Streptophyta; Magnoliopsida; Asterales; Asteraceae.